AUGGGGCUAGCUGGUAUGGCCAGGAUAAGCCAAGGCAAGCCAAAACCCACAAAGAACAAGAAAAAGAAAGCAAUUGCGACGAAUACCGGAAUGAUGGAUGGGACUUAUUUCGUCGGUAGAUCUGAGAUUCUUGCUUGGAUCAACUCCACUCUCCAUCUUAGUCUCUCUAAAGUCGAAGAGGCAUGUUCCGGUGCCGUUCAUUGCCAGCUAAUGGAUGCGGUUCAUCCAGGAAUAGUGCCGAUGCACAAAGUCAACUUCGAUGCCAAAAACGAAUACGAGAUGAUCCAAAAUUACAAAGUCCUCCAAGACGUCUUUAACAAACUCAAAAUCGCCAAGCAUAUUGAGGUGAGCAAGCUGGUGAAAGGUAGGCCGCUUGAUAAUCUGGAGUUCAUCCAAUGGAUGAAAAGAUACUGUGAUUCGGUCAAUGGUGGCGUUCUUCAUAAUUACAAUCCAGUGGAAAGAAGAGAGACUUGUAAAGGAGGAAAAGAAGCAGGCAAGAAAUCAGCACCACAGCAAUCCUCAACCAAGGGUUCAACUGCUGCUCCUAGACCUCCAUCUUCCCAUGCUCGAAGGAACAACAAUGAUGUUUCAUCAUCCGUGAACCCUUCCAGUCAAUCAGCAAAGAUUUCAUUCAAACCAUCGAUAGCAACGGCUGCUUAUGAUGAAAAGAUAACAGAAUUGAAGCUGUCUGUGGAUAGUCUUGAGAAAGAGAGGGAUUUCUACUUUGGAAAGUUGAGAGACAUUGAGAUUCUCUGCCAGAGUCCUGAAAUUGAAGAUUCACCGAUUGUUGCAGCUAUCCAAAGGAUUUUAUAUGCUACAGAUGGUGAUGCAUCAGUGGUGACUGAAGCUCAAGCCAUGGUGUCUCUUCACCCCAAGGAAGCAGAGGCCUUGAGUCCAAUUGCUGAGGUAUCAGAAGAAAAAGCCAGUUCUGAAACCCAGAAGAGGAAAAACAUUUUGAACAUUGAUGUUGAUGCUGCUGGAAUUACAACAUUGUCUCCAAGGCAAAGGCUCUCCGAUGCUUCUGAUGUCCACUGCAGUUGGUCACCUCUUAUGACUUACUGAUCAGCAAGCAGCUGUAGACUUUUAAGUUCUGCUUGACAAUACAGUUUUGUCAAAUUUCCUUUGCCAUAUAUAUCUGCAGUUCUGUCUGUUGUUUCAAUUAUAGUCCAACCAAUAGUGUUUAGCAUAGGACAUAAUGGUCGUCACCUGAAUUAUUAUCAAUGUCUGUUCAGAUUGCGUUGUGUAUUUGGAAGACAUGCUACUAUAUGUUUCCUUUCUGCUUCAGGAGGACAAACUUUAUGAUAUAAAACAUUUGCAGUUCACAAUAUGAUUAAAUAUGAUUUUGAUGAACAACAGGUUAGCCUUUGGUCAUAUCCUUGCCAGUAACCCAGUUGGCCCAGCAGGUGACUGCUUAAUUCAAUGGACAAAAGUUGUGACAAGAGAAAGAAAUCAAAGAGGAUAGCUGGGGUGAUAAAAGGAGAAAGAAAUAUAUUGACAAGAAGAAUAUGUUAAUGUGGGAAAUUUGCAAGAACUUGCAAAAACAGAAUAG
This is a messenger RNA of Durio zibethinus, 1549 nucleotides long. RefSeq names its product microtubule-associated protein RP/EB family member 1C-like. NCBI's taxonomy places the organism in Eukaryota, Viridiplantae, Streptophyta, Magnoliopsida, Malvales, Malvaceae. Gene Ontology annotation, molecular function: microtubule binding. The record is from RefSeq and is a predicted model, not a curated record.